Messenger RNA from Cydia fagiglandana, 551 nucleotides. RefSeq lists its product as uncharacterized. The record is from RefSeq and is a predicted model, not a curated record. The transcript has 2 exons. Bases 69 to 314 code for a protein of 81 amino acids. Lineage: Eukaryota; Metazoa; Arthropoda; Insecta; Lepidoptera; Tortricidae.
UCCUAGGUCUAUGAACUAAAGUGGUUUGUGCUAUUUUUAUCAAAUAAUUAACAUUUAAAUAAAAAAUAAUGACCUCCAUGGCAUCGGACUGUGAAUCGAACGUUAGUGGGUUCAUAACAUGCAAUGACCGGACCAUCUCCCAAAUGUAUUUGUCUGCUAUUGAGGGAAUGGAGUCAAUAAACCAAGAUUUGCUGCAAAUAGCGAACAACAUGAAGAGGAUUGUAAGCCAGGCGGGUCCCCUGGAGAGCCAGCUAAAUGCCUUGCUCCGAGCCCUGCCAGACCCCAACCUGCAAAUGAACAUGGACACGGAAUGACAUUGUUAACUUAAGGAAAACACCAACUUAGUUUGAUAAAUUUAAGCUUAUGUGAAGCAUUGACGUAUAUCUCAGGAUGGGCCUUACGGGCACUAAAAAUGGUAGUUUCUGUGGUGUCACUCACUAAUUCGAGCGAGUGUAAUGCAACGAGUUGCGACCAAUGGUGCGCGUGAUCCGAACUCAUCAACCAAUCGCGUUGUAGCUGUGUCACACCGCUGUACUGGCCCCAUUCUAUUG